AGAGGAAGGGGAAGUUUACACCAGCCACAGGAAUGCACGACACUUUGCUCGGUACUGUAAUCAUAAUUGUAUCUCGUGAUUGUAGAUUUUUUAUUCUAGAUUUAGACACUAUUAAAUCGAAAGGACUAUGGAUUUUUUAACUACCUUCUGUCUGGGGAUAUUAUUUAUCCUUUAUACAGUGUACAGUGAAAAACAUCCGGUGCUUAAAGAAUAUGAGGUCGGCAAGGACUUGUUUUUGUACUGCACAGUCGAGAAAAUUGAAGAGGCAAUGUGGAAGAAUGAAAAACAAGUCAUAACAAUUGGUGAACGUGUUUUUGGUGGUGAUAAAAGAAUCUCAAUCGUCCCUAAGGGGUCAACUGGAUAUCAACUGAAAAUAAAGGGAAUGAAAUCAGAAGACGAAGGAAAUUACACAUGUAAACACAAAUCUAAGGCUGAUAUAUAUCAACAAUAUGCAAUAAAGCGCAAGGUCAAAGUAUCAAUUGCAAACAACACGUUCAGUGGAUCUGUUGUUCGUGUCAUGGAGAAUGAGACUGUCAUUCUUUGGUGUAAUGCGUCUGGAUAUCCGGAACCCAGCGUCUCCUGGUAUGUUAUUGACACAGAUAAUUUGCAAGGCGAGAAAAUAACAGCAUUGGGAAUAAACGGAAACAUGCUUGGAAUUCAAAAUGUGUCUCGUGACUGUGCCACAACAUUUCAAUGUCAAGCAGUCAACAGUUACCUGACAGAUAUAAUAGCUAAACGAACCAUCAAGCUGGUCGUCAAUUUUUUUCCUGAAAUUUCUGCAAAUGGCUUCAUUAACGACAAGAAAAUUUCAAGGCAAAUUCUUCAUGGAAAAAUGUCCGAUAAAGUUAAAUUAACAUGCGCUGUAUUUUCAAGUUCACCUCUGAAUGUAACAUGGUUAAGAGAUGAUGAAGAAAUUGGAUGGUAUUCAAGUCUAACCGGCGAGGAUAAGAACAAAUUGACCCACUUAAAUCCUUAUUCAUUAAAAUCAAAUACCGCCCAAAUCGAGAAAAGGAUCAUCGAAGUCGUUCUUACAUUCCAGUUGGACACUGGCACUUUUUCCAUCUACAAUUGUAAAGCGGAAAAUGAAGUAGGAUCUAAUAUAAAGACUAUUGAUAUUAGGAGGAUUGGUACACGCUGAUCUUUCUGUGUCAAACCACUACGAAGAAUUAAAAAGGGACUAACUAAAAACUUGGAAUGAGGGGGAUUAAUCUUACCGGUGAACACGUAUUCCUUGUUAUAACAAUUAAUGUACAGCAGAGAGUGAAAAAGGGAUUUUGUUACAAAUUUUGAAGCUACAUUGUAUAUUGCAUUGAAUUUUACCCCAAUGUGCAGCGGAGGAUGAAUCAAGAUCGAAAUGGUAAACGCUAAUGUCUAUGUCACUGUAC
Messenger RNA from Saccostrea cuccullata (small rock oyster), 1385 nucleotides. RefSeq names its product limbic system-associated membrane protein-like. The record is from RefSeq and is a predicted model, not a curated record. The transcript is spliced from 6 exons. Gene Ontology annotation, cellular component: neuron projection. Lineage: Eukaryota; Metazoa; Mollusca; Bivalvia; Ostreida; Ostreidae. Bases 128 to 1138 code for a protein of 336 amino acids.